GUGGUUUGGCGUCAUAUGAUAUUAAACUGUGAUAGCCAAUCGCCAUUUAGGAUUAGAGAGAAAGGAAGGCUGUAGCUGAGCUAGAAAUGUCUGGUAACACUAUGGACAAAGCCAUUGAAUUGGCAAAGAAGGCCACGGACGCUGACGAGAACAGAGACUACGAAGAAGCGCUCCAGAACUAUGAACAUGCCAUUCAAUACUUCCUUCACGCCUUGAAAUAUGAGGUUCAUGGCGACAAGGCAAAAGAGAGUGUCAGGUCAAAGAUCAAAAGCUACCUUGAGAGGGCAGAGAGCCUCAAAGCUCAUUUAAAGAAAGAGAAAAACAAAAAGAACAAGAAGAUGGUCGAGGGAGGCUCAUCAAAGAAGAGCGGUGGAAAGAAAAAGCAAAGCGGGGAUAAGAAAGAUGGUGGAGGAGCUAGUAAGGACAGUGGUUCAGAUGACUCUGAUGAUGAAGACACCAAGAAAAUGAAAGGACAAUUACAGGGUGCUAUUGUGUCUGAUAAACCUAACGUCAAAUGGUCUGAUGUUGCUGGUCUUGAACUAGCAAAACAAGCUCUUCAAGAGAGUGUCAUUCUUCCAGUCAAGUUUCCGGAAUUAUUCGACGAUAAAUACAGAAAACCUUGGAAGGGAAUACUUUUAUAUGGGCCUCCUGGUACUGGAAAGUCUUAUCUUGCUAAGGCCGUUGCCACGGAAGCAGACUCCACCUUUUUUUCGAUAAGUUCUGCUGAUCUAAUGAGUAAAUAUGUUGGUGAGAGUGAGCGACUGGUCAAACAGCUUUUUGAGAUGGCACGUGAUAAUAAACCUGCCAUCAUCUUCAUCGACGAAGUAGAUUCAAUGUGUGGCUCUCGUGACAGUGGCACUGCUAGCGAGGCGUCGAAUCGUGUCAAGACAGAGUUUUUAGUCCAAAUGCAAGGAGUCGGUUCAAACAAUGAUGGGAUUUUGAUCCUAGGUGCUACUAACGUCCCUUGGAAGUUAGACUCUGCCAUUCGUAGGAGAUUUGAGAAGAGGAUAUACAUACCACUCCCCGAUGAAAACAGCCGCAAACGACUCAUAGAGCUUCAUUUAGGAGACACGCCCAAUGACCUCACUGACGCAGAUAGAGCGAAACUUGCUAAAAUGACACCAAUGUAUUCUGGAGCUGAUAUUGGUAUCGCUGUAAAGGAAGCACUGAUGGAGCCGAUCCGAUCCUUCCAAAGAGCAACUCAUUUCAAAUAUGUGAUGAACACCGUUGAUGGUGUACCUUACUAUGAUUUUUUAACCCCUUGCAGCCCUGCUGAUAAGGAUGGCCGACCCAUGACAUGGAGAGAAGUUCCCUCUGGGAAGCUGAUCCCACCCAAAGUCUCUACACGGGAUUUUGAAGCUGCUUUUGGUCGCUCUAGGCCAAGUGUCAAUAAUGCUGAUUUAGAACAGUGCGAGCAGUUCACAAAGGAUUUUGGGCAAGAGGGUUGACACAUAAGAGAAGGGAUAUUUUUAUCUCCAGUUGCCCAAAGGAUGCUAUUUGUGUUACUAGUAACUGUAAUCUCUCACUCUCUUUAUUAUUACCCCUCUCUCUAUCUUGUCUCUUCUUUAUAAUCAUGAUAAUAUAAUAUUAGCAUUAGAUAUGUCCUUUUAUGUUAAUGUGUGUAUCGCAAAGUUCUUUUCAUACUAUAA
Molecule: messenger RNA, 1649 nt
Organism: Amphimedon queenslandica
Lineage: Eukaryota; Metazoa; Porifera; Demospongiae; Haplosclerida; Niphatidae
Product: vacuolar protein sorting-associated protein 4B-like
Exons: 6
Coding region: 87-1448 (453 amino acids)
Biological process (GO): endosomal transport; vacuole organization
Molecular function (GO): ATP hydrolysis activity; ATP binding
Source: RefSeq, a predicted model, not a curated record